Messenger RNA from Boleophthalmus pectinirostris (great blue-spotted mudskipper), 780 nucleotides. RefSeq names its product dual specificity protein phosphatase 18. Gene Ontology annotation, molecular function: MAP kinase tyrosine/serine/threonine phosphatase activity. Gene Ontology annotation, cellular component: cytoplasm. Gene Ontology annotation, biological process: protein dephosphorylation. The record is from RefSeq and is a predicted model, not a curated record. Bases 1 to 780 code for a protein of 259 amino acids. The transcript is spliced from 3 exons. Lineage: Eukaryota; Metazoa; Chordata; Actinopteri; Gobiiformes; Gobiidae.
AUGGCGCUGUCGCAGAUCCUGCCGUCUCUGUUCCUGUCCGGGGCGGACGGGGCUCAGAACGCGGCGCUGGUGUCGAGGACGGGCAUCACGCUCAUCGUGAACGUGACGUUGUGUCACUCGUCGCCGCCGCCGCCCGGGGUGGAGGUGCUGCGCGUCCCCGUGUCCGACCUGCCGUCGGCGCCGCUGCACCGACACUUCGACCGCGUGGCCGAGCGUAUCCACGGCAACAGCGGCAAAACGCUGGUGCACUGCGCGGCCGGGAUGAGCCGCUCGCCGGCGCUGGUCAUGGCGUAUCUGAUGAGGUUCAGGGGCGUGUCCCUGCGACAGGCGCACGCCCUCGUCAGGGAGCGCCGCCCGCUCAUCCGCCUCAACCGCGGCUUCUGGCAGCAGCUCCUCGUCUACGAGAAAAACCUGUACGGGACCAACAGCGUCCGGCUCGCCGCCCCCCUCAGACUCCCCCCCUCCCCUCUCCUCUCUCGACGAGCGGCUCUAAGCUCCGCCCCUCUCUCGCCGCGGCUCAGGGGGGCGGAGCUUAUCUCUCACAGGAAGUGCCUGGGGCCGGUCCCGCCCACUCCACCGCCGAGACGCAGAAAGACACAGCCCCGCCCCCUGAGGACACAACCCCACCCCCUGAGGACACAGCCCCGCCCUGAGGACACAACCCCCCACCCCCUGAGGACACAGCCCCGCCCCCUGAGGACACAGCCCCGCCCCCUGAGGACACAGCCCCACCUCCUGAGGACACAGCCCCGCCCCCUGAGUUCCACGGUGACGUUGUGA